CCCGCCAUGGACUCCUGGAGUACGGACUCUGGGGAAUAGGGACAAACGUCCCUUUUUAAUCGGGACCAUCCCCAGUUCCCAUGCCUGAAGCAUCAAGUCAAACCUGUUGCUGGUCCCGUUAUGGCAGCAGUAGCUCAAGCUGGGAAGGUUGGAUAUGACCAUGACAACCUCCGCCAUGUGGUCAUCACGGCUACAUGCUUUGCCCUGAGUAUCUCCACCAUCUCGGUUGCCCUGCGCCUGCUGUGUCGGAAGAUCACGGGCACCAAGGUGUUUUUCGACGACUAUUUGAUUAUAGUGGCCUUGGUGUUCUUGUAUGGUGUGUCUCUGGCCGGUGUUGUCCUGCUCUACAAUGGAUUGGGCACCCACAUCCACUUUGUCCCGGCUGCCGACUUGGUGGUGUAUCUGAAGGUGCUCGCCACGGGGAGUUUCCUGUACCCCCUCUGCAUCGCCUUCACGAAGCUGUCCAUCUUGGCUCUGUACAAGCGGAUCUUCUCCAUCCGGCCGAUGAUCCUGGCCGCCAAUACGGUCGGAGCAUUGGUCAUUCUGUGGUGCUUUGGAGUGUGCCUGAUUGGGACCGUGACCUGCAUCCCGCUGCAAAAGCUAUGGGAUCCCUCAAUCCCCGGGGGCUGUAUCAACCUGGCCAAGUUCUACUACGGGCUGCAAAUCCCCAACAUCGUGACUGACGCCGUCAUCCUCGUGUUGCCGAUGAAACAUGUGUGGGAACUCCAGGUGCCGCGGUCUCAGAAGGUCAUGCUGACGGGUAUUUUCCUGCUCGGAGCGUUAACUCUCGCCUUUGACAUUGUACGCUUGGUCACCCUGAUCGAGCUGUCCCAGGCGGGCAACGACAUCACCUACAACCAAGUCCCCGCCAGCGUGUGGACCUGCAUCGAGCCGUGUGUCGGCAUCACGGCAGCCUGUCUAUCGAACAUGCGCCCGCUGUUCCUGAUGCUGACUCGGAUCCCUAUGAAGAUUCCCCGCCUGGCCUCCCACCCAUCCAGCACGGACACCCGCGAGGCCACCCGAUCCAAGAUUGUAUUUACGCGCACGGUGCGGGUGGCCAGCUCGCACGGGGAGCAUCGCGAUGAUCGUUCUACCGCCCCGAGUCGGCUGCAUCGGUUUCCGUAUAUCGGCCGGUCGCCGAGCAUGUCUAUCAGUAUCGGAGGGGCUGCUUGAUACUGAGGGGGUGUAGACCUGGUGCAUGCGCAACGAUUGACAAACUAGUAGAUCUCGUCUCGGGUGUGGGUGAUGGACACCGUUGCAGCCAUUCUAGUAUAUAAUCCAGUAGUAAAUAAUCCAGUGGAGGCUAAUCACGUCAGACUCCAUACAUCGCUGCCUUGC
Aspergillus ibericus CBS 121593 is the source of this 1338-nucleotide messenger RNA. RefSeq lists its product as uncharacterized. The coding region runs from base 121 to 1173 and encodes 350 amino acids. NCBI's taxonomy places the organism in Eukaryota, Fungi, Ascomycota, Eurotiomycetes, Eurotiales, Aspergillaceae. The record is from RefSeq and is a predicted model, not a curated record. The transcript has 6 exons.